UAAUAAAUGGCUAAAAGAAACCUCUUUUCUUGAAGCUGCAAUUCAAUGGCUAUGUAGCUAGUGAUGUAUUAGGUGAUAGACUGACUAGAGCAGUAAAGAGAACGUUUAAUAUUCCCAACCUCUGUCUAUCGUAUUCGACCCGAUCAAUGGUGAUUUCACAACUAAAAGAUAAGUUACCUGGUUAUGCCACUUCUAUGUGUAUCUACGAGUUCAGCUUCGCCUGUGGAGAAAGCUAUACUGGGCGCACAACCAGGCAACGGAACCAAGGAGUUAGUGAACACCUCCUUUCGUGGUCAGGAAAAGGUAACGUCAAGACAAUAUGCAGCUCAGUUCUAUCACAAGUGAUCGACAGCGGUCAUCUAGUGGACAUAAACAAGUCAUUUAAAGUUAUUUAUCGUAUUCCUACUAGUUUCCUUUAUGCUGUACAAACUCGUCUCUUACACAUAGCAGAAGCUAUAAGAAUUCAAGCCAACAAUCCGAGUCUUUGUGUUCAGAAGAAAUUUGUAACACCUUUAUCUCUCCCUUGGCCUUAUUAAAUGAAUUUAUUUGUUAUUUUAUCAAACAUUCUCUUCGUUUAUUAUUUUUCUUCACCCCCUCCUACCACUUUAUUUUAUUUUCUCUCAAAUAUACGUUUUACGGUUCAAUUAUCUGAACACUUCUUAUUACAUCAUCUUAUAAUUUUUAUACAUCUUA
Messenger RNA from Schistosoma spindalis, 693 nucleotides. The record is from the annotation of a GenBank genome assembly. NCBI's taxonomy places the organism in Eukaryota, Metazoa, Platyhelminthes, Trematoda, Strigeidida, Schistosomatidae.